This is a messenger RNA of Diatraea saccharalis (sugarcane borer), 711 nucleotides long. The record is from the annotation of a GenBank genome assembly. Lineage: Eukaryota; Metazoa; Arthropoda; Insecta; Lepidoptera; Crambidae.
AUGUUUUACGAUAAGAAUCUGAUGAACAGUCGUCAUCUCGGUAAAGUUUGGAGGGUGGCCAACAAUAUUGAAGUGAGUUGUAACGAAGAUGUCAAUAUGCCGAUAAUUUGCAAUAAUCUAGACUCUUGGAUUGCUAGUCGCGACGAAGAACCUUACAAAAGGUUAUCCCUUAGGACCUCUGCAGUUCUGGUAGACGGAGCGGCGAAAUUAUACAAGAGAAAGAUAAAUCAGUUAUAUGAAGAUAUGUCAAUGUCACCUACGUUUACUGAAAACGAAGAAGAUAACGAUUCUGAAGACCAAAGUGACAUAGAAAGUGACUGCAACAAUGAGAACAAAGCAAGCAAAAGUAGUGUUAAUCCAAGUGAAACAGAAAUUGACUGUAUUACGAAUAGUACAAUUAACAAUAAUGAUAAUAAAGCAAGCAGCUGUAGUUUUAGUCCAAGUGAAGCAGAAACUGACUAUAAUACGAAUAAUACAAUUAACAAUAAUAAGGACAAAGCAAACAGCAAUAGUUCGAGUCCAAGAGAAGCACAGGCACCACGCAAAUCAAUGGCCGACAAAUCUAUCCAAAAAUCACCGAACCAGAAACAACACUCCUUCAACGAAGAUCUCCCAUUCGGCCACAUAAUUAUUUACGACAAUUAUAAAGAUAGAAUCCCUAGUCGUAUUAUGUUCUCGUCCAUAAACCAUAAUAUUCAUAAAUUCGCCUAA